Molecule: messenger RNA, 3585 nt
Organism: Lemur catta (Ring-tailed lemur)
Lineage: Eukaryota; Metazoa; Chordata; Mammalia; Primates; Lemuridae
Gene: ALDH1A2
Product: aldehyde dehydrogenase 1 family member A2
Exons: 13
Coding region: 209-1765 (518 amino acids)
Molecular function (GO): aldehyde dehydrogenase (NAD+) activity
Source: RefSeq, a predicted model, not a curated record
GCGGCGCGGGCUUUAUGUAAAUCGGGGCCGCGCCGGGGCGUCCUAGGUAGGAUGGACCAGCCCCCCGCGCCUCGGCCCUCACGUCCAAUAAGAAGAGCCCCAGCUUGACACCUGCCUAUAUACAGGCGAGCGCGCCCCCGGCCCGCGCACCGCGCGCACCGCCCGCACAGCCCCACGCCGCGGGCGAGCGAGACCUCGGCCCGCCACCAUGACUUCCAGUAAGAUCGAGAUGCCGGGCGAGGUGAAGGCCGACCCCGCCGCCCUCAUGGCGUCCCUGCACCUCCUGCCGUCGCCCACGCCUAACCUCGAAAUCAAGUACACCAAGAUCUUUAUUAACAACGAGUGGCAGAACUCAGAGAGUGGGAGAGUGUUCCCUGUCUGUAAUCCAGCCACAGGAGAACAGGUGUGUGAAGUUCAAGAAGCAGACAAGGCGGAUAUAGACAAAGCAGUGCAGGCAGCCCGCCUGGCUUUCUCUCUUGGUUCAGUGUGGAGGAGGAUGGACGCUUCAGAAAGAGGACGUCUGCUGGAUAAGCUUGCGGACUUGGUGGAAAGAGAUAGGGCAGUUCUUGCAACCAUGGAAUCCCUAAAUGGUGGCAAACCAUUCCUCCAAGCAUUUUAUGUGGAUUUGCAGGGCGUCAUCAAAACCCUUCGGUACUAUGCGGGCUGGGCUGAUAAAAUUCAUGGGAUGACCAUUCCUGUAGAUGGAGACUAUCUUACCUUUACAAGACAUGAACCCAUUGGAGUAUGUGGACAGAUCAUCCCAUGGAACUUCCCCCUGCUGAUGUUUGCCUGGAAGAUUGCUCCAGCUCUGUGCUGUGGGAACACAGUAGUUAUUAAGCCUGCAGAGCAAACACCACUCAGCGCACUCUACAUGGGAGCCCUCAUCAAGGAGGCUGGCUUUCCACCAGGAGUCAUCAAUAUUUUGCCAGGAUACGGGCCAACAGCUGGAGCAGCAAUAGCUUCUCACGUUGGCAUAGACAAGAUUGCAUUCACGGGGUCUACUGAGGUUGGAAAACUUAUCCAAGAAGCAGCUGGAAGAAGUAAUUUGAAGAGAGUAACUCUGGAACUUGGAGGGAAAAGUCCUAAUAUUAUUUUUGCUGAUGCUGAUUUGGACUACGCCGUGGAGCAGGCUCACCAGGGUGUGUUCUUCAACCAAGGCCAGUGCUGCACCGCAGGGUCGCGCAUCUUUGUGGAGGAGUCCAUCUAUGAGGAGUUUGUGAGGAGAAGCGUGGAACGGGCCAAGAGGCGCAUAGUGGGGAGUCCCUUUGACCCCACCACUGAGCAGGGUCCCCAGAUUGACAAGAAACAGUACAACAAGAUCCUGGAGCUCAUCCAGAGUGGUGUGGCCGAAGGUGCCAAGCUGGAAUGUGGAGGCAAAGGACUGGGCCGAAAGGGUUUUUUUAUUGAGCCCACGGUGUUUUCCAACGUCACUGACGAUAUGCGCAUUGCCAAGGAGGAGAUCUUUGGCCCUGUUCAGGAAAUUCUGAGGUUUAAGACUAUGGAUGAAGUGAUCGAAAGAGCCAAUAACUCAGACUUUGGACUCGUAGCAGCCGUCUUUACUAAUGACAUCAACAAGGCCCUCACAGUAUCUUCUGCAAUGCAAGCUGGGACUGUUUGGAUCAAUUGUUACAAUGCCUUAAAUGCCCAGAGCCCCUUUGGGGGAUUCAAGAUGUCUGGAAAUGGGAGAGAAAUGGGAGAAUUCGGUUUGCGAGAGUACUCAGAAGUUAAGACUGUGACAGUAAAGAUCCCCCAGAAGAACUCCUAAGAAGGCCACGGAGGAGAAUGAAGGCCAGCCCGCACGUCUCCCCCUCUCUGCUUUCUCUGUAGGGCCCAGCUCUCAGGAACACAAAGCUGAGCCACAGUCCUUAUUUAAAGAUUGAAAUGAUAACACAUAGGCCAGGCAGGUUGCUGCACAACUACAGCAAACAGCUGGGCAUGGUUUCUUGGCAUUCUAUAAGGGAUCACCUUAAUGAUACCAAAUACUGGGGAGCGUGGGGUAAAAGCAAGGGGAGGAGCUGUCGGGCACAUCCGGUAUCUCUGGAGUGCGGGAUGGAGGACGGGAGCUGCGUUAUUUGAUGCCUUUGUCACAGAGGGCUUCCUCUUGAGAAAAGGUGACCUUUCCACCAUCUUCAUUUUCCUUCUUCCAGGCUCUCCCCACUCACCCACCCCUCCUUCUCUUCCAAGGAGAUCUCAGCUGACUGAACUCAUUUUGGGGCAGAUGUUUGGGCCGGGAACAAUUUUCCAAGGUUUUGCAGCCAAAUUACCAUUUCAUGUAUCCAUUUCUUCAAAGCAAAACAUGAAAUGGUUUCAGUUAAGAGUCAGACCACACUGAAAAUGCCAGGAGCUGGUACACUACAGAUGUACUCAGAAAUAAGAACUCAGGAUAUUCCUGACCCAAUCUGGUUUUCUUAGAUCCAUAAAUAACACGAGUGAAAAAUCAGGAUGAUGGAGACUGGAGGUCAUCAGGGCAUCAUGUGUAGUUCACAGCUUCUGAGCUUGCUGUAUGGUUUUGUUUCAUGUUGGGGGGUGUGUGGGGGGGUUGUGGGUGUGUUUAAUUCCUUCCUGGUUAUUCUGGAAUAAGACGGGGUAGGUUAUUUUUCAUAGAUAGAUAAGUUCCCUUCCAAAGCUUACUUAGAACCAACCAAAAAACAAUCCAAGUAGGCUUGAGAAUUUAAUAAUGCUGGAUGCUGUGCAGAAAUAAUUCAGUUUCUAGUAUUGGGUGGCAAUUCUUACUAAGUGAAUUGUUUCCAUAGUUGGAAUCUAUAAUGUCUUCUGCACCCCAGCCCCCUGCACCAACACCUGCUACUCCCAGUGCUGUGGGUGUUGCUUUGGCCUCUCCUGCCCUACUAAUGUGCCCUGAGUCCACUGGCAGUAACCUUGGAAAAUCUGGCUAAGCCUGGGGAUGUCCUUUUCCAUUUGCAGAGCUCCAAUGUGCCAUCACUGCCAUGACCGGAGCUCCUCUGUCACACCCAGCAGCUCCUCUACACCCCCUUCUUGCCCCAAGCAAGUGGCGGCCUACAGAGCAGGAGGCGCGAGGUGGCUCAUCUCCCUUCCCUCCCAACCACGCGCUCCUCUCCUGCUUCCCAGCGACGCCACCAGUUUGACGUGGGCAGUGUUAGCUUCCUUUCCUUCUUCCCUCUUCCCACUACCAAAUCCAAGACAGUCUCUUACCUAGAUGCAGAUCAUUUAUUUAAAAGUACCAAACAUAACCUAGAGUAUGUGGAAUAUGGGCAACAUAUAUUUAGCCUUCUGUAUUUGAUGAUUUUCUGCUUUCUAACCACACCGGUUUUCUAUUUAUAACUCUUGUCUAUCCACGAUGUUUUAAAGAAAUCUUUACUUGCUGUUACUUACAAACGACAGUGCGUUCAGCAGCCCGAUGCCUUGAGCCCUGACAGAUGCCGUAUUUCUGAGUUCUGCCACGUGAAUGCCAGGCUCUUCUCCUGUAGCAUGUGUCCAAGUGGACAUACCCAUUAACCAACUAGUUACCUUUGGACUGCAAUAUAGAAUGUGAAAAUGAAGAUUUAUUUCUUUUAAUUUACUUAAAAAGAAACCUCUGUGCUAGCAAUAAAGCAUUUAUAUUGUGUA